Molecule: messenger RNA, 1047 nt
Organism: Eruca vesicaria subsp. sativa (arugula)
Lineage: Eukaryota; Viridiplantae; Streptophyta; Magnoliopsida; Brassicales; Brassicaceae
Source: the annotation of a GenBank genome assembly
AGAAAACAAAGCCUUUAUUCCCGCAAAACCCUGGUCAAUUCUCUUUAGUUUACAAAUGGGUCGACCUGAUCAAACUCCGAGUCCGAAAAUGCACAACAACUAUAAUCCGAUGUUUCAUCCAGAACCUGCACCUGAACCACCGGUUUACGAAAAGCAAAUGGUCGACACCGAGCAGAAAUAUCCUCACAAUGGUGGAAUGGUAAACCAAUCAAGCGGAGUACCAAAUAUGCCCAGACCGGUUCAACCUAUGUAUGUCAAUCCCGGUGGAAUGGGUAACCAAUCAAGCGGAGUACCAAAUAUGCCCAGACCGGUUCAACCUAUGUAUGUCAAUCCCGGUGGAAUGGGUAACCAACCUUAUGCACCACAAAUGUCCCGACCGGUGAAUAUUAACCAACCAUCAAACUGGACUUCAGGGCUUUUUGAUUGCAUGAAUGAUGGUGAAAAUGCAAUCAUCACAUGUUUCUUUCCAUUCGUCACAUUUGGACAGAUCGCAGAAGUCACCGAUGAAGGCGCAACAAGUUGUGGAACGGGUGGAAUGUUGUACGGAUUAAUAUGUUGUUUGUUUGGGAUACCAUGUGUUUACUCAUGCACAUUCCGGGCCAAGAUCCGAAGCAAGUUUGGGUUACCGGAUGCUCCAGCUCCAGAUUGGAUCACUCAUUGCUUUUGUGAAUAUUGUGCACUUUGCCAAGAAUAUCGUGAGCUCAAGAACCGUGGCCUUGACCCUGCCAUUGGAUGGAGUGGGAAUGUGCAAAGGCAGCGAAUGGGUCAGCAGCAAGAGAUGAUGGCUCCCCCAAUGGGUCAACGGAUGAUGGGUUGACUUAGAGAUUAAUUUUAUUACCCAAUAUGCUUUUGUAUUAUCAUGUGUAUUUGUUUUCUGUACUUAUUUUAUUUUGCGACCAAUAAAUAAAUGUCAACUAAGGCUUUUCGAUGACGACUUUCGUGAGCAUCCAUGAACUAAUCUUUGUUUUGGUGUCAAGGUCUUUGCUACAAUUUCUGUAAAUGAUCAUAUCACUCUGACAUUCUUUUGAAAGUCCAAAAUAAUAAAAC